Dichotomopilus funicola is the source of this 1506-nucleotide messenger RNA. RefSeq names its product rhamnogalacturonase b. Gene Ontology annotation, biological process: pectin catabolic process. The record is from RefSeq and is a predicted model, not a curated record. The coding region runs from base 1 to 1506 and encodes 501 amino acids. The transcript has 9 exons. Lineage: Eukaryota; Fungi; Ascomycota; Sordariomycetes; Sordariales; Chaetomiaceae. Gene Ontology annotation, molecular function: carbon-oxygen lyase activity, acting on polysaccharides; carbohydrate binding.
AUGCGUCCUCGAUGCUCCAAGAUCGCUUCCACUUCCCAUUCUUCUUGUUCCGCGAUUUCAGCCCAAACCUCUUUUGUAAAGUUUGGCGUGACCACCAAAGGGAACUCUUUCAGCGUCGAUACCGACGGAGGUUUGAUCUUUGACGUUGAUAAAAGCAACGGGGACAUCACUAGCCUGCAGUACAAUGGCAUCACCGUCGCAGCGCAAUCCCAGCCCUUGACGCAAUAUUUCGUUCUUCGGCCCAACGACCCAACCAUCUACAUGGGCACCUAUAUCACGGGUGAGAUCGACCCUGGGGAGCUCCGAUGGCUCGCCCGUCUCCGCCGAUCGGCGGUGCCAAACGGCUGGCACGGGACCGCCGCUGUCCUCGACGGCUGCACCGCGUUCGAGGGCAAGGACACGUUCAAGUGCCCAAACGGCGAGACACGCUGCAAGAUGUGCACAUCGGACCGCUUCAUCGAUGAUCAAGUCCAUGGAGUGACUGGCAAUAAUGUGGCAAUCUGGAUGAUCAUGCCCGGCGUGGCUUAUGAAACGUCUUCGGGUGGUCCUUUCAUGCGAGAUAUCAACAGCCAGAGCGGUGAUGACCAGGAACUGUAUUGGUACAUGAACAGUGGGCAUGUGCGCACAGAGCCCUGGAGGUUUGGUCUCAUGGGACCAUACGCCAUACGUUUCACGACUGGAGCAAAGCCCUCAUCUGAUCUUGAUACUUCUUUCUUCGAGUCCCUCUCUAUCAAGGGGUACGUUCCUAGCAGCAAACGAGGGGCCGUGUCCGGCACUGCGACUGGGGUUGCUCAGGGGUUCCAGACAGUUCUUCACUGGUACAACAAUGCUGCGCAGUAUUGGACAACUGCUAGGGCUGGAGGGCAAUACACGUCGCCCCAGAUGAAGCCGGGAACAUACACCAUGAAGAUGUACAGGAACGAGUUUCCGGUUGCCCAAGACUCGGUCGUCGUUACUGCGGGGGGCAACACAACGAAGAACAUUGCAUCCACCGAGUCCAACCCGUCAGUCAUCUGGCGCAUCGGCAAUUUUGACGGCCAGCCGUUCGAGCUGAAGAACGGGGACAAGAUUGAGCGGAUGCACCCCUCCGGCGUGCGCAUGGGACCGUGGGGCGGGAGCUACACGGUUGGAAAGUCGAGUCCUAAGGACUUCCCAAUGGCGCUCUUUGCCAAGCAGAGUGGUGUUGCAACGGUCACGUUCAACCUUACGGCGAACCAAGCUUCUACUGAAACCGUCCUGCGUAUUGGAACCACACUGUCAUUCAAAGGCGGACGUCCUGAUCCUGGGGCGCCGAAACUGAUCGACUCCCGGGGUGUGACGCGCGGGGCCUACCGCGGGUAUGGGGAGGUGUACAGCUGGAAGAUUCCUGCUGGGACUCUUCGGGCGGGCACGAACACUUUGACGAUCGGCGUUUAUGGUUCGGGGGAUGCCACUUGGCUCAGUGCCAACUACAUUGUGGACGCGGUGGAACUGCAAGGGCCCAGCGGUGCCGAUACCCCGAAGUGA